Molecule: messenger RNA, 726 nt
Organism: Xylaria bambusicola
Lineage: Eukaryota; Fungi; Ascomycota; Sordariomycetes; Xylariales; Xylariaceae
Exons: 3
Coding region: 1-726 (241 amino acids)
Source: RefSeq, a predicted model, not a curated record
AUGCCAGCUCCUCAAGAACCCCAGCAGCAGGCUCCAAUGGAGAUGACCUCGACCUCUGGCAUCGUCACUCAACAGCCCACCGCCGAGCCUCAGCCCGAUAUGUCCCUCCGAGGCGGGGAGGAAGCAGGGUUCCAAGCCCCGAGUCCACCUCCUUCCCCAACACCAACCGUUUGGCCUGGAGGACGUCGGAACCCGUCAAAGUUGUCUCUCCUCCACUUGAAUCAGCUAUCUUCUCCACCACUCACUGAACCCGAGGAACCCAAGGAGCGCAAAAAAAGCAUUGCAUUUGAUCUUAGCCGUAGUCAUAUUUCUGAUAAGAGUCUGGGUAGCCGCCCCAAUGUCAACACCCAGAAAACAAAUAACCACACCUGGCGUGCAUUGAACGCAGAAGAGGACCAGAGGCUUUCAGGCUCCUCUAUAUCCGGCGGCAAGGGAAAGUCCAAGGCGAAAUCGGCUGUAAAAACCAAGGCAGUAUUACGGGUUAAAACUCCCCCAGGCGAGGCAGAAGACGAGUGUAAGGAUGUGCCCGAUGACAACCAAGAGGUGGAACAAGAGGAAGGUGAACAAGACAAGGGAAAGGGAAUGGCUACGGACGAUCUCGGGCAUGAUGAUGAACCUCGCUUAGAUGAUAGAACUGUACAUGAGCAACGAAUUGUACCAAUCAGACUAAAAUCAUCAAUACCUUCAAUAUGUCACACAAUUCAUGAGGACCCUAAGGAGGAAUAG